Erigeron canadensis is the source of this 1051-nucleotide messenger RNA. Its product is annotated as probable WRKY transcription factor 70. Gene Ontology annotation, molecular function: sequence-specific DNA binding; DNA-binding transcription factor activity. NCBI's taxonomy places the organism in Eukaryota, Viridiplantae, Streptophyta, Magnoliopsida, Asterales, Asteraceae. The record is from RefSeq and is a predicted model, not a curated record. The transcript is spliced from 2 exons. Gene Ontology annotation, biological process: regulation of DNA-templated transcription. The coding region runs from base 30 to 983 and encodes 317 amino acids.
GACUUAAAACAACCACCACCAAUUAUUGUAUGGAGUCCACAAGUUGGCCGGAAAUUUUACCAAGUAACCGGAUUCAAGCAAUUCAAGAGCUCACUCAAGGUCAAGAAUCGAUCAAUAUUCUUCAGGAGAUGCUUUGGUGGCCGAAAACCGACGUGUCAAAUUUCAUACAAGAAGAUGGUUUAGUGGUUCAAGUUUUAGGGAUGUUUGAGAAUGCACUCUCAAUUAUGAGCUCUUGUCCCUCUAACGAGGUCGUUCAACUUACGACCCGUGAUGUUGAUCAUUCCUUGUGUAGUUCGGAUGAGCAGAAAUCGAAAAGUUCCAAUGAGAACUUAGAGACUACAAAACCAGAGAAAAAUAAAAAGGGGUGUUAUAAAAGAAGGAAAAACGCAUGGACAUCUACACAAAUCGCUUCUAUUUUGGUUGAUGAUGGACAUGCAUGGAGAAAGUAUGGUCAAAAGACUAUUAUGAACUCCGAAUUUCAAAGGAGCUAUUACAGAUGUUCUUAUAAACAUGACCAAGGCUGCCAAGCAACCAAACAUGUCGAAAUGAUCCAAGACAGCCCACCAAAAUAUAAAACAACUUAUAUAGGAGAACAUACUUGCAAGAAUCUACUUAGAGCACCCGAGAUCAUUUUGGAUUUGCCGGAUCCUAGAGAAACCUCGGUCCUUCUUAGCUUCGACACCAAGGGGUUUGUAGGAAAGAAACAAGUAAUACCAAACUUUUCCUCCAUAAAACUUGAACCUAAAGAGCAGUUUCCUUCAAUUGGUAAUGUGAAACACCAUGACCCAUUUUCUUAUAAUAAGGAUCCAUCGUGUGAUCCGAACACUACUUAUGUUUCACAAAUACCAUUGAAUCUUGGGGAUAUAUCCUCGGAGGGAUAUUCGUAUAUGCCUAAUACUAAUACCUAUGGUUAUGAUCAUCCGAUGAACUAUGUGCUUCAAAGGAAUGACUUCAAAGAUUUUCCUGAUGAACUUCGUUUUUAAUUAGUACCUUAGGUUAUAUAUGUUUCACUUAAAUUUAUUUAUUCAAUUUAUUAUUUCAUUUUUUAUAG